Molecule: messenger RNA, 608 nt
Organism: Symbiodinium sp. CCMP2456
Lineage: Eukaryota; Dinophyceae; Suessiales; Symbiodiniaceae
Source: the annotation of a GenBank genome assembly
GACUGGGUCUCUUGGUCCUCGCAGCAUUUUUGAGCCGCCGACCAUGGGCGCAGGACUUCGUCGGCUUGGCCCAGCAAGGGAAGGCCCGUCAGCCAUCCCUUUCCGCUCGACAUAUUCGAGCGACCGGAAAGACCAGAUUGAGUCCCGAUGCGGCACUUGAGAUCGACAGCGUGUGGCGAAUAGAUCCCAAGGAUUUCAAGACCGGCUGGGACUCCGAGCAGGGCAAGUGGAUAGACCUGCCAAAGAACAUGAUAAAGAAAUGGUGGCGACAGCCUUCUUACUUGACGCCAUUUGGUUACCGGCACCCGCCCAUGUGGAGCAAGAAGGACUAUGCUUUGGCAUGCACUGAGAUGAAACUCUCCAAGAUCGAGGCGAACAUGAUCAAGGAUCUCAAGGAUCGGGGCAUGACCAUCGAGGAGAUCCGCGGGCGCGCGAGUGCUUUCGAGUUCAUUGAGCACAGCAAGCUCCCAAAGCUCACGCCGAAGCUUACGUUCCUGUUCCAGGUGAAGGCUCUUUGGGAGGGCAAGGACCCGGCCGAGUCGGAGCUCAUCGACCUUGGCGAUGUUUACAAGGCGGACACCGGCAAAGACUUGGAUGCAGAUGAAUGA